This is a messenger RNA of Quercus lobata, 952 nucleotides long. RefSeq names its product deoxyuridine 5'-triphosphate nucleotidohydrolase-like. The transcript has 3 exons. Gene Ontology annotation, molecular function: magnesium ion binding; dUTP diphosphatase activity. Lineage: Eukaryota; Viridiplantae; Streptophyta; Magnoliopsida; Fagales; Fagaceae. The coding region runs from base 8 to 763 and encodes 251 amino acids. The record is from RefSeq and is a predicted model, not a curated record. Gene Ontology annotation, biological process: dUTP catabolic process; dUMP biosynthetic process.
CAUUAGAAUGAGAAGAGUGAAGCUCAAUUGGACACAGCUCGGACUGAGCAACCUAACCCAGUACGUACGCUACAAGAAAAUGGCGGGAAAGCUUGGCGCCAAAACCCGCGAAACUCCAUUUUUGGUGGCAAUCCCUAUAUUUAAACCCAACCCAUAUUCUGCUCGGUUCCUAAAACUCAGCUUUUGCAAAUACCCAUUUCUCAACCGUUCCUUCUCUACAGUCCUCACCAUGGCUCAGCCAGAUCUUCAAAAUCACAGCCCCGAAAUCAAAGAACCAUCGCUGAAGAUCCCAAAGCUUGGCCAAAACGGCGUCGCUGCUGAAAUCUCGAAGGACCCCAUUUCACUACUCAGAGUGAAAAAGCUUUCUGAGAAAGCUGUUUUACCUUCCAGAGGCUCUCCUCUCUCUGCUGGCUACGAUCUCUCCAGUGCAACGGAGACUAAAGUACCAGCAAGAGGAAAAGCAUUGGUUCAAACCGAUCUGAGCAUUGCAAUCCCUGAAGGAACUUACGCUCGUGUUGCGCCAAGGUCUGGAUUGGCGUGGAAGCACUCGAUCGAUGUGGGUGCAGGUGUGAUCGAUGCUGACUACAGGGGUCCAGUUGGGGUUAUACUGUUUAACCAUUCGGAUGUUGAUUUUGAGGUGAAAGUGGGUGAUAGGAUUGCACGGUUGAUUAUUGAGAAGAUCUUGACACCUGAUGUGAUCGAGGUUGAGGAUUUGGACGCCACGGUUAGAGGCGAGGGUGGGUUCGGGUCCACUGGUGUAUGAGCGAGCUGCUUUGCUAUUAGCAACGGUGCCAUUACUCCUGCUUUCGUUUUCUUAGGGAUUAGAUUUAGGAUCAGUGACUUGUUUGAUAUUGUGGUCUGUGAGUAAUUAUGUCGAACCGUUAGUGAGCAAGUUGUACUGAUAUUGCUUAAUGAUAUUUUCAAUGGAAUUUAAGAAGCUUUAUUCUGUAAA